Penicillium malachiteum is the source of this 2274-nucleotide messenger RNA. Its product is annotated as Het-C domain-containing protein. The transcript is spliced from 2 exons. Bases 1 to 2274 code for a protein of 757 amino acids. The record is from RefSeq and is a predicted model, not a curated record. Lineage: Eukaryota; Fungi; Ascomycota; Eurotiomycetes; Eurotiales; Aspergillaceae.
AUGCAUGCACCGACGCAGAACAUGUGUCUUAUCUUCUUUGUUAUUCUUGCGAUCUCCAGUCAGGCUUAUGCCUUUGGCGCUGGAAAUAUCGCCUCGCUCUCAAAGAUUGAAGGACAAAACUGGCGACAUGGAGAUAUCGAAGAUGCGUUAUUGACUUUAUUCUUGGCCCGUGUAGCCGGAGGACGGAAAUUCAGCAAGCUGGAUGUGAAGCGAGUGUACUUUGGCAACUGGCUACGAGAUUACAGUCAAGCUGUUGACGUCGGGACUGUGAAAUAUGUGAGCGCAGAAGCUAUCCGUAUUCUGAUUUGGGUUCUAGGAUUCAUGACUUUCGGUUACGGUACUGGCGAAUUUGAGGUCACUACGGAGCGACUUGGCUGUUACCAACCGACGGAACAUAUUGAUAAUCCCCUCGGAUAUGCGGAAGGCGAAGAUGCGCGCAAUUAUGACCAUCGUCUGCGUGGACCUGUGGACGAGGAACGUGAAUUAUCCAUUGAUCCACGUACAGGUCUGAAAUGCUACAUUGCCUCUGAAGAUAUGGGAAUUGACACAUCCGCAAACCUCAUUCGUCGUGUUCUCGGUCAUUCCAUCCAGCUUGGUCGUCGCUAUGCCCGUUCUGGCCGUGAAGAGGACCUUUAUGAGGCUCUUCGAUUACUUGGAACGGGCUUACACUGCUUGGAAGACUAUGCCGCCCACUCCAACUACACCGAACUGAGUCUCAUUGAGCUUGGUGAGAGAGAUGUCUUCCCACAUGUUGGCCGGAAUACAAUGCUGGAAGUCUCAGGUGCGCGAGAUUAUGUCUAUCCCAUCGUGACUGGAACCUUUGGUGGAGUUGAUUUCUUCCACUCCGUACUCGGCGAGUUCUCUGACAAAGCCAAGCAAUCUGAGAUACAGUCGUUGGAGGGUGUGAUUGCCGAAUCUGAGAAUGACGACUCAUCCGAGAGCAUACUACAGGGACUGCUGAGCAAGAUACCCAGUGGGUUAUUCGGUGGUAGUGAUACUUCAUCAAGCCAGAUGGAUGAUUUCAAGGCAAAAGCCGACGAGGCGAAGCAUAACGCAUCUAAUAUCUCUCCCCGGGAACCAGAGGAAUGGGCUCGUUAUCUUGACGAUGUCCAGAAACAGGUCUAUCCCGUCUUGGAAUGGCACGACCACCUACUGAAAUCAAUCAACGAGGCAAUUGAGAAGAUCCCCGUUCUCCCAGACCUGAUUGAGCAGGUCCAGGAUGAGAUCACCGUCUUUGUCUUUUCUGUUCUCGCUCCGUAUGUUCUGCCUAUCAUCCAGCAAGUCAAAUCGGAGUUAGAGACUGGUUCCUCGGAGGUCAUUCAGAGUAGUCGGCAGCAACAGCAUAUCGUGUUCAACGAUGACUCCUCCUCCAACCCUACUCAUUCAAUGCUUUCAAAGGAUCAUUUCUCGAAUGUGCUCAACGAGCCAGCUGGGCGGAUUGCUUCUAAUGUUGUCAAAUGGACAGUGCCCCAGCUUAUGCAAUGCUGGGAUGAUGAGGAUGCAGAUAUCGACCGGGUAUUGACUAGAAUCAUUUCCGGUGUCUUUCACCACCCCGCACUACGAGAAUACGGAGAUGACGGCGCGAACGAAAUUCGUCACAUCAUGUUCUCCACGGUGGAACAGUGGUGGAGUGAGCACAGCGAUGAGGCGCGUGAUUAUCUGCGCGAACAGUUGAGCCGGGAUGGUGUCUUGGAGGGCAAGAACCAUAAAGAAGGUGUAGAGGAUUGUGGCCAUGGUUGUGGAAAACCCCUAGCCCUACCCAAGAUCAAGAACAAUUCCGGUGGAGACUCGCAGCCUGAGAAUUUCGAUAUCCAGAAUAUCGCCUCGGAAGCAUUGGGCGGCGGAGCCCUGGGAGGGUUGCUUGGAGGUAUUGUGGGUGGCAUGAGCUCUAUGGCUUUGAACAAGGAUGAGGACAGUGGUCGAGAAGGCUCUCAAGAUGAGGAUGAUGCCAGCGAUUCUGGAAGAGAACAUUCGCAUAGACAUCGACACAAGCACCAUCAUUCGCACGAGGAUGAUCAGCCUUCGCAAGAUGACUAUUCCCAACCAGAAUACAACCCGGAACCCCCUGCCGUGGAGAGUUAUCAUCGUGAGGAGUACCAGAGUUACCGACAAGAGGAAAAUGGAAGUUACUACCACGAAGAGCGACGGGAGUACUAUGAAAGCACUGAGACGGAAUACGUGGAGACGCAAUCUCGCUAUGAUUAUGGUCCUCCACCACCUGCCUUCCCACCCAUUGAACAAAGCAGCUACGGACACGAAGGAUUUGGACAGUAA